AUGCUGUAAUAUCACUAUUAUGAUCUCUUAAGUAUAAAUACUUAACAUUGUGCUUUACUCUUUACUUUGAUCUUGAUAAAAUAUAGCACAACCAACAACAACAAAACAUUAUUUUCUUCCGUGUCUUGAAGAUGAAAAAUGUCCUGAAUGCAGGUUUGAAGGAGAAAGUCAGAACUAAACUGGUUUAGCAACUCUUUAGUGUUUCUGUCUUUUGUCUUUGUUCAUAUGUUACAACAAUAGAGAUGACCAACUCAGACAUUGUUGUUCUGAGUCUGUUUGGGUUAAGUUAAGUUACGCCUUUCAUUGUUCAGAUUUAUAGUUUGAUUUCAAAGAAGCGUUACCUAACUCAACUUCAGUAAUAUAAAACCAGCCCAGUUCAAGGCUCGCCACUGCCAGUGAUCGCGCUCGCUCUCUCUCGACAUGAACCUUUUGACGGCUGCAGCCUGGGUAGUGGGAGCAAUAGUUGCUGUUGCCCUGGCUCCUGCUGUGGGAGCAGAGGCUGAUGGCUCCAUUGGCACGGACAUGACGGCAAUCGCUGUAGGAAGGGUGGAGGCAGCAGAUUGGAAAGUUGCGCCUUUUCUCCAGACACUAAAGACACGAGUGGAAGACAUGGGUCCUUUGAUGAAGGCUGCGGCCAUAGGAGCGGGAGCACUAGGUGCUGUUGUCCUGGCUCCUGCUGCUCUGACAGCAGCAGGUUUCAGCUCCGCUGGGAUAGCAGCUGGCUCCAUUGGUGCGAAGAUGAUGUCAACCGCUGCAGUCGCUAACGGGGGAGGAGUGGCAGCAGGAGGUGUGGUGGCUGGUUUGCAGGCAGCAGAUUGGAAAGUUGCGCCUUUUCUCCAGACACUAAAGACACAAGUGGAAGACAUGGGUCCUUUGGUGAAGGCUGCGGCCAUAGGAGCGGGAGCACUAGGUGCUGUUGUCCUGGCUCCUGCUGCUCUGGCAGCAGCAGGUUUCACCUCCACUGGGAUAGCAGCUGGCUCCAUUGGUGCGAAGAUGAUGUCAAUGGCUGCGGUCGCUAACGGAGGAGGAGUGGCAGCAGGAGGUGUGGUGGCUGGUUUGCAGGCAGCAGAUUGGAAAGGUGCGCCUUUUCUCCAGACACUAAAGACACGAGUGGAAGACAUGGGUCCUUUGAUGAAGGCUGCGGCCAUAGGAGCGGGAGCACUAGGUGCUGUUGUCCUGGCUCCUGCUGCUCUGACAGCAGCAGGUUUCAGCUCCGCUGGGAUAGCAGCUGGCUCCAUUGGUGCGAAGAUGAUGUCAACCGCUGCAGUCGCUAACGGGGGAGGAGUGGCAGCAGGAGGUGUGGUGGCUGGUUUGCAGGCAGCAGAUUGGAAAGUUGCGCCUUUUCUCCAGACACGAGUGGAAGACAUGGAUCCUUUGGUGAAGGCUGCGGUCAUAGGAGCGGGAGCACUAGGUGCUGUUGUCCUGGCUCCUGCUGCUCUGGCAGCAGCAGGUUUCAGCUCCGCUGGGAUAGCAGCUGGCUCCAUUGGUGCGAAGAUGAUGUCAAUGGCUGCAGUCGCUAACGGAGGAGGAGUGGCAGCAGGAAGUGUGGUGGCUGGUUUGCAGGCAGCAGAUUGGAAAGGUGCGCCUUUUCUCCAGACACUAAAGACACGAGUGGAAGACAUGGAUCCUUUGGUGAAGGCUGCGUUCAUAGGAGCGGAAGCACUAGGUGCUGUUGUCCUGGCUCCUGCUGCUCUGGCAGCAGCAGGUUUCAGCUCCACUGGGAUAGUAGCUGGCUCCAUUGGUGCGAAGAUGAUGUCAACCGCUGCGGUCGCUAACGGGGGAGGAGUGGCAGCAGGAGGUGUGGUGGCUGGUUUGCAGGCAGCAGAUUGGAAAGUUGCGCCUUUUCUCCAGACACUAAAGACACAAGUGGAAGACAUGGGUCCUUUGGUGAAGGCUGCGGUCAUAGGAGCGGGAGCAGUAGGUGCUGUUGUCCUGGCUCCUGCUGCUCUGGCAGCAGCAGGUUUCAGCUCCACUGGGAUAGUAGCUGGCUCCAUUGGUGCGAAGAUGAUGUCAACCGCUGCGGUCGCUAACGGGGGAGGAGUGGCAGCAGGAAGUGUGGUGGCUGGUUUGCAGGCAGCAGCUGCAGCCGGUCUGUCAGGAACCACGUCAGCUGUGGUGGCCACUGGAGGAGCAUUUAUGGGAUGGAUCACGUGCGGCUUCGUCGAGGAGGAACAAAAAGCAUGAAAUACUUUUACUUUUACCAAAUUUAGAAAGCAAUAGCUAAUUAAAUCAGUCUGUUACCCAAGGAGCAAUUUUGUCAUCUCAGACAACUGAAAUGUUUUGUUCAAUAAAUUGAUAUAACCUGUCAAACA
Molecule: messenger RNA, 2312 nt
Organism: Pseudoliparis swirei
Lineage: Eukaryota; Metazoa; Chordata; Actinopteri; Perciformes; Liparidae
Product: elastin-like
Exons: 22
Coding region: 421-2184 (587 amino acids)
Biological process (GO): apoptotic signaling pathway
Cellular component (GO): mitochondrion; membrane
Source: RefSeq, a predicted model, not a curated record